AUGGCCGAUCCCCGCUAUGGCUCUUACAAGGAUCUGGCCAAGAAUUAUGAGAUGCGACUAGAUGCCCUUCUAGAACUGGGGAUCUUUAGGCCAGUUUUACUCUAUCACGUUGUCAUCCUCAACAUUUUGCCUUUGAUAGGUCUGGUUAUUCCUCGCAGCAAAGGCGGACAAUUUUUUCGAAAGGGACUUUUCGUCAUCUGCAUUGCAAUUGCAAUCGAAAUAUUCAAAAACCGACGAGCGAUUAUCGGAGGUAAUGGCUAUAUGCUUGGUCUGAUUACCGCGUGGUGGUUGGUAUGGAAUGCCACGUUGUUUGUACUCACAGACCUUGAACAUGAUUUCAAGCGCAUUGAACGGAAACCUGUCGAUAUCAACUGCCAGAAUGAGCCCAAAAUUGAAACUAGGGCCGUCAAAAAGUCGCUCGAGUCGCAUAACUUAAGAUGCACACAACGGGAGAGCAACCUUUAUAUUUGGCGGUCAUAUCCCGAAAACUUUUGGCAUCGUCUUGAAUGGUCUGCUGGACUGCUCUUCAACCUGAGGGGACCAGAAUGGAACUGGCGGGCUUCCCAUCUGGGUCCUCUUCCACGACCAAUUCACGACCAAUUGCAUUCAGAAUUCGUAGACAGAAUCAACGCACAUGAUCCCGCAAGUGAAACCUCUACAUAUCCCAGCGGCAAAGACCGCCUGCAGGCUGCCUUUCGGAAGUUCUUCAUAUCUUAUCUUGUGCUGGAUAUCUUGAAAGUCAUAAUCCUGAUGCCAGAUCCCUACUUUCGAGGCCUCACUUCAGCUGAAUCACUGUCACCAUUUCCUUUCUUCUAUUUCACAAAUCUCACAUUACAUCCUGCCAUAGCCCGGCUUUUUCAUCGUUUAUACAGCGCCAUAAGUGUGUAUUUUGCUCUCGAGCUGGUGACAUCACUGAAUCCAAUUUUCUUCCUGGGGCUAUCUCUCGCAUUCCCUAACGGGGCUAAGAAGCUGACAGCCGCACCGUUGGGUGCUUCAUGGCUGUAUUCUGAUACAUUCGGGCCAUUCUUCACCCCGAUCCUUGACGAAGGAUUGGCGGGCUGCUGGGGUCGUUGGUGGCACCAAAUUUUCCGCUACGGAUUUGUAACUUCAGCACGUUGGAUUCUAUCCGUGCUUCCGGCUGGCUGGGCUUCCCAUCUGCAGUUCCGUCGUGUAACGUACGUGAUGGUGGCUUUCUGUCUAAGCGGCUUUGUACAUGCCUGUGGAAGCCACACCCAGAUUGAGGAUACAUCCCCCGUGUCCGGGACAUUCCUAUUUUUCUCUUUGCAGGGUGUUGCAAUCAUGGCAGAGCAGGUUUUCAAGUCAUCGAUCCUUCGAAAGUCGCCCUUUGCUGGUACACCGAGAUGCCUAAGACGAACGGCAAACUUUGUGUGUGUAUUUUGUUGGUUGAUGCUCUCAGGUGGUCUUGUAGCGGAUGACUUUGCGAGGGGUGGCUUAUGGUUGAUGGAGCCUCUUCCAAUCAGUCCACUUCGUGCAUUGGGAUUUGGGCUACAAGGCCAAAGUUGGUGGUGCUGGAAUGAGCCAUGGUUCCGGUAUUGGAGCGAUGGUACAUACUGGGGGAGUGGCAUACGGGUGUUGUAA
Molecule: messenger RNA, 1599 nt
Organism: Penicillium digitatum Pd1
Lineage: Eukaryota; Fungi; Ascomycota; Eurotiomycetes; Eurotiales; Aspergillaceae
Source: RefSeq, a predicted model, not a curated record